ACACAGCGAAGGAAAGCAGCGGCAUAUGGGUCGGGGGACGAGAAACACCACGAGACCUGUUUAUCCUCGCGAGAACGGGUCUGCUUCCGCCUUGACUGAAGAAGAAAGGCGGAUGUAUUGGUUAUGGUUUGUAAGGUUCCUUGGUUUUAAAUUGUAAGCCUCACAAACAGCACACAGGGUGACAGAAGUUUCAACCAUGGCAGACACAGAAGAGGAAAGGAGCCCCCCACCACAGGGAGGUGGUUCUGUGCAAUUCUUGUUGGCCAAUAAAUUGGAGACGGCUAUGUGGCUCUCCCGCCUGUUCACUGUAUAUUGCUCAGUAUUGUUUAUUCUUCCUCUCCUAGGGUUACAGGAGGCUGCUAAUUUUUACCAACGUGCCUUGCUGGCAAAUGCUCUUACCAGUGCACUUCGACUACACCAGAGGUUACCACAUUUCCAGCUAAGCAGAGCAUUCCUGGCCCUGGCUUUGCUAGAGGACAGCUGUCAUUAUCUCCUGUUUUCCCUAAUAUUUGUGAACUCUUAUCCAGUUACAAUGAGUAUUUUUCCAGUCUUUCUGUUUUCCUUACUUCAUGCUACCACAUACACAAAGAGGGUACUUAAUGCAAUGGGCCCAAGCAGUCUGGCCUUUGUGAGGACCUUUCUGGAUAAGCUUGCAACAAACCAGCAAAGCAUUCUCAAAUUUAUUGCUUGUAAUGAAAUUUUCUUGAUGCCAGCUACAGUCUUCAUGCUUUUCAGUGGUCAAGGAAGCUUGAUACAGCCAUUUAUUUAUUACAGAUUUCUAUCUCUUCGCUACUCCUCCCGUAGAAACCCAUAUUGUCGAACUCUUUUCACCGAACUGAGGAUCCUGAUUGAACAUGUUACAAUGAAGCCUGCCUGCCCCGUGUUCCUAAGAAGAAUGUGCCUCAAUAGCAUUGCCCUUGUUAGCCGGUUGGCACCAACAGGGGCAUGAGAAUGAGACUGGGAUAUGGUUUGGUUAUUGAAGAAACAUCCUCAAUAUUCCCAGGAGCUGGUCUUUCUGCUAAUUCUGUCUAUAGCUAAUGUUUUAUUUCAUAAUGCACUGAAUCUUUGUUUGAGUAAGAACCUUUCAAAAUACAGUUUCACAGCACUGAGUACAUAUAAAGCCACUGUAUCAGUAAUUUUUUUAAACAUUUUUUCUGUAUAAAUGCAACUUUUGUUCAUUUUUUUUGUCAAAUGUUCUCAAUUUAAUUGAGGUUUGUUUCCAAUAUACAGUAGCAACUGAAUGACUAAAAUUGAUUUAAUCAUUACUGUACUGUAUUAUACCAGCCACAAUUAUUUCAAAUGACAAGUGUAGUUCACAUAUUAGUUUUAUAACAUGUCUGAUUCAAAUUUUUUUUUUUUAUAAUGAAGGUAGAAAUAUAGAAAGCAUUACAAAACAUUUUAUCAACAGUAGUUUCUUCUGAAAUACUUAAAAAAAAAAAAAAAAAAAAUGUUUAAAUUUAAUUUGAAGGAUUUCAAAGGAAUGUGCGUGAUCUUUGAUGUACCAUAUUUAAAAUCUGCAUUUGGAUAUCCUGUUUCAUUUGUGAUUAGCAUGUGAUUUAAGAGUUACAAUACAUAUGAACGUGUGAUACAAGUAGAUGUGCAGUCAUGGAAUCUAGAACUGCUGGCUGAACUGCAGUAUACCAGUGAUGCAUCUACAGUAUGUGGCCAUGUACCUGGCCCAAACACAGAAAUCUGAAAAUAAAUAACUUUUAUUAAAACAUCUUAAUUUAUUGAAACAUCCUAAAGACCUGUGCUUCUGGAUCAUUGACAUGUUCCCUGUUGGAUUAUUGAUGGCUUUAUUUUUUAUAUAUCCAUGUGGUUAUGAUGACAUGAUUCUAAAAUAUUCUCUUCUAAAAAGUCUACUCGGUUUGGUAAUAUCCUACAACACGCAUAUUGUAUGUGCAAAAUAUAGUAGUUAGGGUUACUUUACUGUUAAGUGAAUUAAAUCCUCGCAGUUAAUUUGGUCUGUAGUGCAUGUUAAUCUUGAUGAAAGCAUCCUUGUUAUUUACACAUGGCUAGCAAUGUGUUCAAUAUUGAAGUCUUGACCUCCAGGUACAAAUUUUAGAAAUAAUACUCAAUAAAUCUAAUUAUUUAAAUUUAGUAUUUAUGUUCCAUAGUUUAUAACUUUAAAUGCUGGUUAUGUAUCAGCUUUUUAAUGGGCUAUUUCUCCUGUUGCAGAUAUGGCUGCAUGAACUGCUGUUGUAUACUUUUCCUCGUUUCAGAUUGAUCCUAUUCUGUAAUAUCAUGGGAUUUUAUGUUAGCUAAAGUUUCUACUUAAAUAAAGUAUAUGGCUGGGA
Acipenser ruthenus (sterlet) is the source of this 2297-nucleotide messenger RNA. RefSeq names its product transmembrane protein 33-like. The transcript is spliced from 8 exons. NCBI's taxonomy places the organism in Eukaryota, Metazoa, Chordata, Actinopteri, Acipenseriformes, Acipenseridae. Gene Ontology annotation, cellular component: endoplasmic reticulum; membrane. Gene Ontology annotation, biological process: endoplasmic reticulum tubular network organization; membrane organization. The coding region runs from base 197 to 949 and encodes 250 amino acids. The record is from RefSeq and is a predicted model, not a curated record.